GGGCUCCUUUUGCAAUUUACGAGACCUUUUACGCCGCGAGUGUUUCGCUGACGCCGUACGCGUGGUCGUCAGCCCUCUCUGAUCACCUCUUUUCGCGCCGGUCUCGUUCUUGCGCGCCCGGAAGCCCCUGCUGCGCCAGCACAGCUCCGCAGCUCUUUCGGAGCCGCUUAUUCGUGAGGCCGUGCGAGCGCAAAUGGCCGAAAUCUCGGAGGACCCGACGAGCACCGUCGCCUCGCUCGCGCGCGCCGCGGCCGACGCCGCCGCCGAGGCCGCGGCCGCGCGCGACCCGGCGGACGCGAUCCCGCUCCACGAGCGCGCGGCGCGAGCGUACGUGCGCGCCGCGAAGCGUGUUGAGGGCCCGCCGCGGACGGCGCUGCUGGCGAUUGGCGAGGGCCACGCGGCGCGGGCCGCCGAGCUGCGGCGGCCGGCGGCGCCGGAACCCGUCGACGCGCCGCGGGAGCGCGCGACGUCCAAGGCCGAGCCGCCGCCGGGCACGUUGUGUGUGGGCGACCUGCUGGCUCUAGAAAGGCGCUUGCACGCGCUGGGCGCGCGCGAGACGACGGUGCCGGGGGUGGCGGAGGCGCCGCGGGCCGUCGACGCGUCGCCGGCGGUGGCCGCGGCGGCGGACCGGCGCGUCGCCGAGCUGCUCGGCGAGGCCUGGGCGGCGGCGAGCGACGGCGAGGACGACGAGGCUCCGCCGCCGGCCGCCGACGACGGCCGGCUCGCGCGGACCGUGGCGCGCCUCGCCGCGGCGAACGCGGAGCUCGUCGAGGAGCGCGACGCCCUCCGGCGGGACGCGCGCCGCGUGGCGGAGACCAAAAGGGCGACGGAGGCGCUGGCGAAGAAGUACGACGCGAAGUUCGAGAAACUCCGCGAGUCGCUGGACGCGUUCCGGCGCGCCUACCCGGCGCCGUCGAACCCGGCGAACGUGCUCGAGCCGGGCGCGCCGGCGCCCUCGCUCGACGACCUGGAGCGCGACGCGCGGGAGCUGCGGGCGCAGCUGGCCGCCGAGCGGGACCUAGGGCGGAAGCGGGACGCCAUCAUCGCGCGCUACGAGCACUGGUACUCCGCGCUCAAGGCGUCGGCGGCGGCGCGGCGGCGGCCGUCGCACGAGGGGAGCUUCGAGGCGUGA
Molecule: messenger RNA, 1132 nt
Organism: Pelagomonas calceolata
Lineage: Eukaryota; Pelagophyceae; Pelagomonadales; Pelagomonadaceae
Source: the annotation of a GenBank genome assembly